Acomys russatus (golden spiny mouse) is the source of this 1248-nucleotide messenger RNA. Its product is annotated as ankyrin repeat domain-containing protein 7-like. Gene Ontology annotation, molecular function: protein binding. The record is from RefSeq and is a predicted model, not a curated record. NCBI's taxonomy places the organism in Eukaryota, Metazoa, Chordata, Mammalia, Rodentia, Muridae. Bases 1 to 1248 code for a protein of 415 amino acids. The transcript has 7 exons.
AUGGGAGGAAAGAACAGCCGAGGGGGAGGGUGGAGUCCUUUUGGUUUCCCGGACUUCUCUGUGCUCUAUUGCUGUCAGAAGAAGAGUCACCAAGAGACGCCCUUGGGUUUCUGCAGUAUCAAGGACCGGAGAAGCCAGCUGUGCUUUGGGACUCAGGAUCCUGCUUACUUAGACGUGGCAUAUUUUCCUGACAAUGAUCUGCACAUGGCGGCCUGUGCGGGAGAUUUACCUUUUGUGCGGCUGUACUUCAAUCUGGGUAAAUACGAAAUCAAUCACAGAGACAAGGAGAAUAGGACUGCCAUGCACUUUGCCUGCUUCUAUGGACAUCUAGAUAUGGUGAGGUAUCUCUGGAGGCGUGGCUGUGAGAUUAAUGCGCGUGACAACCGUAACAUCACACCGCUGAUGAAGGCCGUCCAAAGCUGGGAAGAAGAAAUCGUGCAUUUUCUGCUGGAUCAUCACGCUAACCCGCACAUUAAAGACCACAGGGGCAACACUGCUCUUCACUAUGCAGUCUAUGCCGGGAAUUCAGCAACAGCUGCCAGGCUGCUCAAAUAUGGAGCAGACAUUGAGGAAAGAACGAAAGAUAACCUCACACCACUAUUGCUUGCUCUCAGGGAAAACAGACUGAUGAUGGCGCAAUUUUUAGUAAAGAUGGAAGCAAGUGUACAUGCAGUUGACUCUCACAGGAGAAAUUCUCUCAUGUAUGCUGUAAGAUGUGAUUCACCAGCUAUGGUCAACCUUAUUCUACAACAAGGCGUUGACACGAAUUUCAAAGAUUUAUUUGGAUGGACUGCUUCACGCUAUGCUACUGAAGGCGAUCGUGAAGUAUAUAAGAACCUGUGUAGAAUGUUGAAGAAAGACACAGAUGCACAUGAAAAUGGAGAGUGCACCAGUGGGAGCUCUUCAAGUACAAAUCACUGUGAAAUGGAUGCAAUAUUUUCAAUAAGAUGCAAGAAACAAGCUGCCCUUGAUAAAGAGAAAGAGAAGCUAAGACAGGAUUAUCUCACGUCAAUGAGAGUGAAUAUGGAGAACAGAAUGAAUGAAAUGGAAGCUGAGAUGCUGCAACUAGAAUCUCACAGGAACUCUACUAAAAUACAACUGGAAGCAUAUAAGCAGAUAUAUGAAGACAAAGUGAGAAGAGGAGAAGCCCUGAAAGAUGAACUUGACAGGCAAGUCAGAGCAUGGACUCCUAGAAACACAGGAGAUGAGGACUCCAAGAUGGCAGUGAGCGGUGUGGACCGUGUUUAG